Molecule: messenger RNA, 1032 nt
Organism: Lobosporangium transversale
Lineage: Eukaryota; Fungi; Mortierellomycota; Mortierellomycetes; Mortierellales; Mortierellaceae
Product: HAD-like domain-containing protein
Exons: 3
Molecular function (GO): phosphoprotein phosphatase activity
Source: RefSeq, a predicted model, not a curated record
UUUAUAGGCACAUUGCCUCCAUUGGGACCUUUGCCUCAUGGCUUUAUUUCAACAAUGCCGGACAGGACAGAGUCAACACCUGCAAUUACACUUGUUUUAGAUAUUGAUGAGACCCUCGUCCACUGCGCCACCAGACCCCUUGAAUCACCUGAUAUUAUCUUUCCUGUAGAAUAUAAUAACGAGACCUGGGAAGUGUAUGGUAGGAUUCGGCCUGGUAUGCACGAAUUUCUUGAAAAAACCUCGGCGAAAUUUGAAGUCAUCACGUUCACAGCGAGCCAGGAAUGUUAUGCUGAGGCGCUGCUCAAGAUCAUCGAUCCGGAGAAAAAGUAUAUCAAGCAUCGGUAUUAUCGCGAUUCUUGUAUCCCUGUUUUCGGGAACUAUAUCAAGGAUCUUAGGAUUUUGAAUAGAGAUUUAUCCAAAGUUGUGAUUAUUGACAAUUCUCCACAAGCUUUUGGAUAUCAAAUCUCUAAUGGUGUUCCUAUUGACUCGUGGUAUGAUGACAAGUCAGAUCGGGAGCUUUCCAAGGUGAUGUCGUUUUUGGAAACUUUGGAGGGAGUAGAAGAUGUUCGUCCUAGGAUUGAUGAGCAAUAUAGAUUACAGGAACGACUUAGCAAGGCACUGGCGCAACUGGCAUCGCAUCAACAGAUCAGUAGCAUGAAUGGACUUGGAGCAUUAGGCACGACCCUGGACGCAUCGUUUGUUGCCUCGACACCUUCUUUGGCAGCACCAGUAGCAUCAACCUCAACGACAGUAGAUGUAGUCGAGGAUCUCUCUGCGCUUCAGGAAAUUGUACCGGAUCAUGCGAACGUGAACGAUACGUCGAUGAUGAUUUACGAAAUUGAAUUCGAGAAGCCACCAUCGCCGUCAGAUGAAGAUGAGAAUGAAUGUGAUGAAAAGAGUACUAGUCGGAUGCGACGAGGAGGACCAGAGGUGACGAAUGCAGGUUCAUCGGGUAUUAAAGGAGGAUCGCAAGGGAUGACGAUGACUACAAGAUCCAGUCUGGAUGCUACGAGGCAUUUAGUGUCAUUGUAA